AUUUGUUUUUCUACAUUUGAAAAACGACAAACAAAACACUCAAACAAACUAGGGAGCCAUCUCAUGGCAACGCAGUGUCUUGUAAACUGCCCACAACGUGUUUGUUAAAGUGCUUAUGAAAGUUUCACAUUUUUCGUAGCGUAGCUCGAGGGAUCAAAUGACCCGCAUCCGGAGGCUUCUUCUUUUCCACAAAUUCGCUGUUGCAGCACCACGGUUGGGUGUCACUGUGAGGGGGUUUUGUACCCGUGCUGCUCCUCUUGAUUUCACUCAAAUUCAAAUUGCUCGCCUCCCCACUGUCGUCAUUCUAGGGCGACCUAAUGUGGGCAAGUCUGCAUUGUUCAACCGUCUGAUUCGGAGGAGGGAGGCUCUGGUGUAUAACACCCCUGAUGAUCAUGUUACUCGUGACAUACGAGAAGGAGUUGCCAAGCUGGGUGAUUUACGAUUCAGGGUCUUGGACUCUGCUGGCCUGGAAGCUGAAGCCUCUUCCGGUUCUAUCCUCCAUAGAACUGCUUCUAUGACAGCAAAUGUGUUGGCAAGGUCUAACUUUGCACUCUUCCUCACUGACGCAAGAGCUGGAGUUCAUCCUCUUGAUCUGGAGGUUGGAAAAUGGUUAAGAAAGCAUGCACCUCAAAUCAAACCUAUUGUUGCCAUGAAUAAAUCAGAAUCCCUAUUCGAUGCCGAUGAUUCUCUGGCCACAGCUGCUAAUGAAAUGUGCCGUUUGGGUUUUGGGGAUCCUAUUGCCAUAUCUGCUGAGACUGGACUGGGCAUGCAUGAGUUGUAUGUGUCUCUUAGGCCUCUCCUGGAGGACUAUAUGCUUCGAGUCUUGAAGGAUACGGAUGAAGGAGAUCAUGAAAAUAGCCACGACGAGAACAGCAGCAACCUUGAUGUUGAUGAAAGUAAGCUGCCAUUGCAGUUAGCCAUUGUAGGACGUCCUAAUGUCGGUAAAUCAACAUUAUUGAAUGCGUUGUUGCAAGAAGACCGUGUUCUUGUGGGUCCUGAAGCUGGUCUAACAAGGGAUGCAAUCAGAACCCAAUUUGAAUUUCAAGGAAGAACAAUUUAUCUGGUUGAUACUGCUGGUUGGUUGCAGAGGACAAAACAAGAGAAAGGAGCAGCAUCCUUGAGCAUUAUGCAAUCAAGGAAGAGUCUUCUCCGGGCUCAUAUAAUUGCUUUGGUACUGGAUGCAGAAGAGAUUUUAAAUGCAAGACGAAGUAUGAAACAUGCCGAAGUCGUUAUAGCCAGACGGGCAGUGGAAGAAGGGCGAGGUCUGGUUGUGAUUGUGAACAAGAUGGACCUUUUAAGAGGCAAACACAAAUCAUUAUCCUAUGAGAAGAUUAUGGAAGUGGUCCCACAAGAAAUUCAGACAAUUAUACCUCAGGUAACAGGAAUUCCAGUUGUAUUCAUUUCAGCAUUGGAGGGAAGGGGCCGAAGCACUGUCUUGAAUCAGGUCAUUGAUACAUAUGAAAAAUGGUGUUCCAGAUUACCUACAGCUCGUCUUAACCGUUGGCUGCAAAAGGUUAUGAGCAGGCAUUCUUGGAAAGGCCAAGCAGCACGGCCUAAGGUCAAGUAUUUCACGCAGGUCAAGGCACGGCCACCUACAUUUGUUGUGUUUGUGCGUGGAAAGACUCAGCUUUCCCAUACAGACAUCAGGUUCAUAACCAAGUCCUUGAAGGAGGACUUUGACUUGGGUGGAAUUCCUAUACGGAUCAUGCAACGUUCUGUAACUAGGAAUGAUACCAGUGGAACUAGCAAGAAUAGUCAUUCAGUAGGCAGAGUUGUGGCCGAAAGGGUUGUCUCUGACAAGAGAAAUAUCUUAGCUGAAUAACAAAUUUGACUUCUUAUUAAAGGGCAUAACCAUCAUUCCCCUAAUUUUUCUUAAACGAGUUUAGAGUAGUUCAAAGGUGCUGAGUUGUGUGUAUACAACAACAACAAUAAGAUAUACCAGUAUAGCUGAUAGAAUUCUAAUAGAUUAUUUGCAGUUUGCUUAUCUAGUGAUGUGUAUCAUGAAGUGCAAAUGAUUUUGAACAGGGCAUUACAUGAAUGAAUUGUUGCAGUUUUCUCAUUAACACUGAAUAAUUUUACACCUUUCUUUUGUCAUUCA
Molecule: messenger RNA, 2098 nt
Organism: Vigna angularis (adzuki bean)
Lineage: Eukaryota; Viridiplantae; Streptophyta; Magnoliopsida; Fabales; Fabaceae
Exons: 9
Coding region: 158-1822 (554 amino acids)
Molecular function (GO): GTP binding
Source: RefSeq, a predicted model, not a curated record